Messenger RNA from Nothobranchius furzeri (turquoise killifish), 1827 nucleotides. RefSeq names its product cystinosin, lysosomal cystine transporter (gene ctns). Gene Ontology annotation, cellular component: lysosomal membrane. The record is from RefSeq and is a predicted model, not a curated record. NCBI's taxonomy places the organism in Eukaryota, Metazoa, Chordata, Actinopteri, Cyprinodontiformes, Nothobranchiidae. Gene Ontology annotation, biological process: L-cystine transport. Gene Ontology annotation, molecular function: L-cystine transmembrane transporter activity.
GGCAGCAACGGUCAGAAGACUAAAACAGAGGAACUGCAGACCAGAAGAAGAAGCAGCAGAAACAGCAGAAGUUGUUGUGGAAGCAUCGUGUGGAAGCAACGAUCCCGGUUACCGUGCAGUGAUGGCUGGUCUGGACUCAACCAAAACAUGGCUCUCUGCUCAGCUGCUGGUCUUCUGGAUGCUCUCCAACAUCUCUGAGUCCACCGUGUGUCUGAAUGCUCCAGAUGCUGUCAUGCUGGAGGAGAACUCGAGAGCAAGUAUCAUCGUCACCUCCAGUUCAGCUGGAAACCAGUCGACUGUGAUUUACCUAAACAUAACCUACAGCUCCAGGAGGAACUACUCUUCUGUAAUAACUCUACCUGAACAGGUGUUGCUUCCUGAGGAGGCUACUUCUGUCAGCUUCCCUGUGACAUCCCAUGAGGUUGGUCAGGUGACUACAUACCUGCUCAGCAACAGCUCCAACCUGACCAGAUCCAGGAUUCACUUUACAGUGAUCCACAGCAGAGUCCUGUUGGUGGUCAGCGAGGCGAUCGGCUGGAUUUACUUUGUGGCCUGGUCUGUGUCGUUCUAUCCACAAGCCUGGGAAAACUGGAGGAGAAAAAGUGUUGUAGGUCUCAACUUUGACUUCCUGGCUCUGAACCUGACAGGAUUCAUAGCUUACAGCGUCUUCAACGUCGGGCUGUUCUGGGUACCCUACAUAAAGGAGUUGUUUCUGGAGAAGAACCCCAAUGGAAUCAACCCGGUCAGUGCCAGCGAUGUCUUCUUCAGUCUUCAUGCGCUCCUCUUCUGUGUCCUCUAUGUCAGCCAAGCUGUUGGUUAUGAGAAGGGGGGUCAGAGAGUCUCUUGGACUGCCAGGUUCUUGUUGCUGAUUGGCUGGACGUUUGCUGUGGUCAGCUUGUUUCUUGCUGUAGCCAAACAGAUUACCUGGUUGGAUUUCCUGUACUUCUUCUCCUACAUUAAACUUGCAGUCACGCUGGUGAAAUACGUACCACAGGCAUACAUGAACUACAGGAGACAGAGCACUGAGGGAUGGAGUAUUGGGAACGUCCUGUUGGACUUCACUGGUGGAGGCUUCAGUAUUCUCCAGAUGAUCAUCCAGUCCUAUAAUAACGAUGAGUGGAUGCUGGUGUUUGGUGAUCCCACUAAGUUUGGUUUGGGCCUCUUCUCAGUGCUGUUUGACAUCAUCUUCAUGAUUCAGCACUACUGCCUGUACAGACGGGUGAGACGGUAUGAAGCUGUUCCGGAUCUACAGGAUGACUGACACCAGCUCAAAUCCACACACUGGAGCAGAACUGUUCAGCUCAAGCUGUCUCACUAAAGACUUGCCGUUGGUCAUCUUUGACCCCCCCCCCCCAGAAGUGCCUGCAGGCCUGUGAUCCUGAUGCUGAUACUUCAGUGAUGUUGUUUCAGAACCAUCUCAGGAAGAUCAGCUUGGCUCUUUCUUACACUCUUUACUGAGAGCAUAUUUAACAUAAUUAACUUAAUGACUUAAAGCACUUUUUAACACACACACACACACACACUUUAGAAAUGUAAUCACGUGUUUAUUUUUUCAUGAUUUGAUCUCAAAUGUAACAGCUGUAACAAUGUGUUGUUAGACCUGAUUAAAUAUGCUGAUUAAUGAGUUAAUUUAAUAAGUAAACCAGCUUUAAUUGUGCUUUUAUUAAUAUUAUUGAUAUAACAAUAAUAAUAAUAAUAAUAAAAAAAUAACAUAACAAAUGUAUAGAAACGGCAAGAAAAUAAUCUGCUUUCCAGAUAAUGCUAAUUUGUAGUUAUGUAUCAUAAAGAUAAUUUUGUUUGUUUUUUAAUUAAACUCCUCCAUGGUAA